Molecule: messenger RNA, 2945 nt
Organism: Leptonychotes weddellii (Weddell seal)
Lineage: Eukaryota; Metazoa; Chordata; Mammalia; Carnivora; Phocidae
Source: RefSeq, a predicted model, not a curated record
AUGUACAUGCAGGGGCUUGGAAUUUAUGGUAAAGUGAAGCAAAAAGCUAGCAUCCAGGGUCAAAGUAUUUUUGGACUUGAUGUCAUUGAAACACCAGAAGGGGACAAGAUGCCACAACUGAUUGUUCAAAAGGAGUUAGAUAGGGAAGAGAAGGAUACAUAUAUAAUGAAAGUAAAGGUUGAAGAUGGUGGCUUUCCUCAACGAUCCAGUACUGCUAUUUUGCAAAUAAGUGUUGCUGACACAAAUGACAACAGCCCAGUCUUCAAGGAGGAUGGGAUUGAAGUUAAUAUACCAGAAAAUGCUCCUGUAGGUACUUCAGUGACACAACUCCAUGCGACAGAUGCCGACAUAGGUGAAAAUGCCAAGAUUCACUUCUAUUUCAGCAAUCUAGUCUCCAACAUCGCCAAGAGGCUAUUUCACCUCAACACCACCACUGGACUUAUCACAGUCAAACAACCACUGGAUAGGGAGGAAUCACCAAACCACAGGUUACUGGUUUUGGCAAGUGAUGGUGGAUUGAUGCCAGCAAGAGCAAUGGUUCUAGUAAAUGUUACAGAUAUCAAUGAUAAUGCCCCAUCAAUUGACAUAAGAUACAUCAUUAAUCCAAUCAAUGGCACUGUGGUUCUUUCAGAAAAUGCUCCCCUCAACACCAAAAUUGCUCUCAUAACUGUGACAGAUAAAGAUGCUGACCACAAUGGCAUGGUGACAUGCUUCACAGAUCAUGAAGUCCCUUUCAGAUUAAGGCCAGUAUUCAGUAAUCAGUUCCUCCUGGAGACUGCUGCAUAUCUUGACUAUGAGUCCACAAGAGAAUAUGCCAUUAAAUUACUAGCUGCAGAUGCUGGCAAACCUCCUUUGAAUCAAUCAUCCAUGCUCCUUGUCAAAGUGAAAGAUGAAAAUGACAAUGCUCCUGUUUUCACCCAGCCUUUCAUAAGUCUUUCUCUUCCUGAGAAUAACUCUCCUGGCACCAAGUUGACAAAAAUAAGUGCAACGGAUGCGGACAGUGGGCACAGUGCUGAGAUCAAUUAUCUGCUAGGUGUUGAUGCUCCAUCUGAAUUUAACCUAGAUAGUCAUACAGGCAUUCUGACUGCAGUGAAGAAACUGGAUAGAGAAAAACGGGAAAAAUAUUCCUUCACAGUUCUGGCAAAAGAUAAUGGGAUGCCAUCCUUAAUAACCAAUGCCACAGUUUUAGUGACCAUUCUUGAUCAGAAUGACAACAGUCCAAUUUUUACUCACAGUGAGUACAACUUCUAUGUUCCAGAAAACCUUCCAAGACAUGGCACAGUAGGACUGAUCACUGUAACUGAUCCGGAUUAUGGAGAAAACUCUGCAGUCACUCUCUCCAUUUUAAAUGUGAAUGAUGACUUCACCAUUGAUCCACAGACUGGUGUUAUCCAACCAAAUAUUUCAUUUGACAGAGAAAAACAAGAAUCUUAUACUUUCUAUGUAAAGGCUGAGGAUGGUGGUAAGGUAUCACAUUCUUCAACUGCCAAAGUGACGAUAAAUGUGGUUGAUGUCAAUGACAACAAACCAGUUUUCAUUGUCCCUUCUUCCAAUAACUCCUAUGAAUUGGUUCUACCAUCCACUAAUCCAGGCACAGUGGUCUUCACGGUACUUGCUGUUGACAAUGACACUGGCAUGAAUGCAGAGCUUCAUUACAGCAUUGUAGGAGGAAACACAAGAAGUUUGUUUAUAAUUGACCAAACAACAGGCAACAUCACACUAACGGAGAAAUGUGUCAUUACAGACCUUGGUUUACACAGAUUGAUAGUUAAAGCUAAGGACUUAGGACAACCUGAAUCUCUCUUCAAUGUUGUUAUUGUUAAUCUAUUUGUGAAUGAGUCAGUGACCAAUGCUACAUGGAUUCAUGAACUGGUGCACAAAAACAUUGAAACACCAGUGACCCCAAAUAUUGAGACAACUGAUGCAUUCUCACCCACCAGUGACUAUAUCAAGAUCAUGGUUGCUAUUAUUGCUGGCACCAUAACUGUCAUCCUUGUUAUCUUCAUUACUGCUGUAUCAAGAUGCCAUCAAUUGCCACACAUUAUGGCUGCUCAGAAAAACAAGCAGAAUUCUGAAUGGGCUACUCCAAACCCAGAAAACAGGCAGAUGAUAAUGAUGAUGAUGAUGAUGAAGAAGAAGAAAAAGAAGAAGAAGAGGAAGAAGAAGCAUGCCCCUAAGAACUUGCUGCUUAACUUUGUCACUAUUGAAGAAACUAAGGCAGAUGAUGUUGACAAUGAUGGAAACAGUGUCACACUAGACCUUCCCAUUGAACUGGAAGAACAAACCAUGGGCAAGUACAACUGGGGCACUAUACCUACUACAUUCAAGCCUGACAGCCCUGAUUUAGCCAGGCACUACAAAUCUGCCUCUCCACAGCCUGCCUUCCAUAUCCAGCCUGAAACUCCCCUGAAUUCAAAGCACCACAUCAUCCAGGAACUGCCACUUGAUAACACCUUUGUGGCCUGUGAUUCCAUCUCUAAGUGUUCCUCCAGCAGUUCUGAUCCUUACAAUGUUUCUGAGUGCAGCUAUUCAGUGACAACUUUCAAAACUCCUGUGUCUGUACACACUAGACCGCCAAUGAUGGAGGUUGUACAAUCUCACACCCCAAUGAAAGAGUCAACAACUGUGGAGAUCUGGAUUCAUCCCCAACCACAGUCGCAGCGGCAUGUCACAUUUCACUUACCAGAAGGAUCUCAGGAAAACAGCAGUGAUGGUGGACUGGGAGACCAUGAUGUGGGGAUUCCCAGCACAUCCCAUGCCCUGCCCCUUGGCUAUCCUCAGGAGCAGUACUUUGAUCAUACUGCACCCAAUAACCGCACUGAAGGGGAUGGCAACUCUGAUCCUGAAUCCUGUAAGUGAUAACCUGUUUAGUCCUGCAGGAUAAAUGGACUUAUUGUGUUUGUUAGUCAAACAAUUGGAGCUACAAUGACGCUGAGCAUUUAAUA